AUGGCCGCAACUUCACCUCGAGUGAUUGAGCAAGCGUUCAAUCACAUCGUUCUUCCCGCGCGCACCCCUAAUCAGUACGAUCGCAACGUGGGAGAGGUAAACAGGGAGCUUAUCUUGCGUGCUCUUCGGGCAGUAGACGCGAUGAUUUCACUGCACGACACCGGGCCUCAGGGUAUACUGGUGCGCGUGAAAAGAUCCCUAGAGCUGGGUGAUUUGAUACAUGACGACGACCAGAUUGUCCGGGGUCAAUUGAUUGCGGCGUUUGCGGAGGUGGAGCAGGAGACUGGGCUGAUGUUGCAUGUUACCGCACAGAAUGCUGGCUUGCUCGUUCAGCCUGCAAGAGAGAAUGAAAAUGGCGAGAAACAAGUUAUUGUGGAGUGCUUCGAAGCUUCGCCCACUGCAAGUAGCGUACUGUCUUGCACCGGCGCCUUAAAUUGUGAUUACCCCGGUACUGCGGUUGCGAUUCCAAUGGACGUGUUCACCAGCGAGUCCUUUCAGCAAAGUCUUGCAGCAUUUCUAGAUCAAGCAAGUGGGGAGACUGUCGAGAAAUUUGCAGCCAAAACAAAGAAAGCAGGGGUCCACAAUAUUGAACACCGCGAUACCGCUGCACCGCACUUGAUAACGCAGAUGCUCAUGGUGCUCUUAGAGUCGGUGGGAUCCCAGGUUGUACUGCCGCUCACCCGCAAGCGGAUAAGGGAUGAAGUCUCCUGGCAUGAUGCUUAUCUCCCCUGGCGGCGGAGUCCAUUUUACCUGGUGGUGCGGGUCUGUGUUGAAAGACUGCUCUAUGUAGCCUGCGGGCCACAUGUAGGCCGGUUCUAUUAUAAAAUGUUCAUUUGCAUGAUACACUUCCAUUUGUUGCUGGACUCGAAAGGGGUAUUGCCGCUAGAGUCCCGUCAUUUUCUCCUAGCAAAAUUAUGUCGACGGCUUGCUAAGCUCGAGACUCAGCAAGAGAAGCACCCGAAGGAAACUGGCCUUGUAUAUUUCAGGGAGGCUUGCAGCCUGCACUUCUCUGAUGGUAUCCAAUAUGCUGCUCAAGGCAUAGAGGCUGAAUGGUCCGAUUUCAAACGGUCUGCUCAGAAGAGAAUACCAAUCCUGCCGGCGCGUGCAAGCGAUCGCGAUACACGUCUUCAAUUACCAAACAGUGCUGCACUCCUGAAAGGAAUGUUGUCGGAAGGACUAAACAACCGGCGAAAGGCUAUCCCCCCACGUGAGUUGACAGGGACACAACUGGAUGCAUGUAUCAAUCAGCCGUAUCGGAAUUUUGCAAAGUCUUACUCUUCUCUUCACAGACUGGAAAGUCAGAUACAGGGUUCGGGUCCGGCAGGGUCCGUGAUGGCAGACGCCGUAGAGCGUUAUCUUGACCAGAUGUCUAAUUCAUUCAAUACAUCAGUCCAGGAAAAGAGUAUCAUGAUGCUUUAUCUCUUUGAACAGUGGAUUCUGUUGGAUCAACAUGCCAUACGCCAGUUUCCCCUGCUCGCAGAAUACAGCUCGGUGUUUUUGCCGAAGCUGCUUGACGUAUUGCAACUCACAUCCUACAAGGACAUGAAACGACUAUGUCAAAUCCAAGAGUAUCUGGACCGUCGCCAAAAUCGCUGUCGCUUCAAACACCUCACCUUGUUCUCUCACCCGGUUGCAGAUGGAUUCUCUGAUAGAUACGUUCGGUGUUCCCCGGACGCGCAACGUCUAAAAACCCUCCAGAAGACCAUCUUGACUGCAUCGCAAGAAGCCCGACUAAAAAAGAAAGAUGAGCUGACGCGUAUCAACAGUCGGUACCGGGAAUUAGACCACAAGGUCAACUCAAUGCGUUGCGAGCGCAAGAAAGAAAGACCGUGGAGCACUUGCUCCCACUGUCAUGCCAAGCGGAAGCGGAAAAGACUCGUAAUCGAAGUGCAUGAGGACUAUCUUCCUGGAGAAGCGGGAGAUGUGCGUCAGAGGGCGGUUAUUUUCGAAAUUGCUAUGCCUGAUGCCCUGGCGAAGUAUCGUGACGCAACAUGGAGGAUGUUGAGUAUGUUGGGGAUUCCCGAGAACACGCAAGCCACAACAGGAGCAUCGCCGCCUGUCAGAGUACUUCUCGAUCGUUAUCCAUGUAUACAGCCCUAUAUAGAGCGUCGAGGGUUGAGGUUUCACUUAGCGUCCCGAAACAAGUCCUUCCUCGUUUCUCAUUACAAGGGAUCCAAUCUUCCGGUCUCUGAUAAACUAGUAUUACUACCCUGUGGACUCGAUCUCGCUUACUACGACACGAAGGAAGGGAGAUGGGCGUCAGAUUUACCGUCUCAAGUAACGUUCGCCCAUCACUUUAGCCUUGACAGGCCGGUCCUCGCGGGUUUAAAAGGUGAAAAUGCGCCGGAGUUCGCAGCAGACGGAAAUGGUCGGUCGUCAUACGAGAUCAUCACGACACAGGGCGAAUGUCCAGCCGAGCUUACCGUUCAUGAAUACAUUACCUACCAAAGUCUCCUCGCGGGCAAGUCAUCAAGGUGGCUCUCUCUGCUCCGUGAACUAGGGUCGUCCAAUCUUAAUUUCAGCCUGGAAUCAACCAUGCACAUAGUUUCUUACUUGGCGCUGCAGGCUGGACCCAGCGCUAAUGGAGAAACUCUUCGUACAGUACACCGGGUGUUCAACGACCCGGAGUUUUGUUCUCAGUUGGCGACACAGAUCGAGCAGAUUCUCUCCAGGAUAUCCAGGAAUUGGCGGGAAGCAUAUUGCAUGGAGAUGUUGCUGACGCUGAUUCUCCGCAUAUGGAACCUUGGAUCGGCGCCAUCAAAGCAAAAGGGUGCUCAACUGGUCCAUCGAGUGCGGCUGAUAACUUCAGACUGGUUUCGGAAUUUACGCCUGGAGAUUCGACGUGGUGUGUGUUUUGAAACUGCGCAGCGUCUCGGCCACUACGCAUUACUAGCAGGAAUUUUAUGUAAGAGAACAUUUGCUGCAUCCCAAGAGGACAUCUUGAAUGCCGGGGACCUACAGAUGUUCCUGGAGGCUUGCAUCACCAUCCAAGAAAACUUGCAAAAUCCAUCCAAUCUUUCAGAAACAGUCCGGGGGAUGUUGGUACGGGAUCUGCGGAUGACUUUCUCUAUGGAGGCCACACUUCGCGAUUCUCUGGCAAGCCAAAACAUUUGCAUGCAGCUUGCAAUCGAAUCAGCUUUGCCGGAGGACCCAAAUGGGCGCAGAGUAUUCGGCCCCUGGCGCCAGGUUCCGAAAUCACAAUGGUGGAUGGAGGCACAGGUGACCGCGACUGAAUCCUCCCGAGUACAGUUCGUGCACUAUCACCCCCUGGAGGGCCAUUUGCUGUUAGACCAGAAGCCAAUUGGAAAGCUUCCCUCGGAAAUCCGAGACUCAUCGACAGUACAGGAUCUAUUCGGACAGGAGCACCUCUUGAUCUUCCCAUCUGCCAUGGUGGGCAUGAGUUACACCUUGGCAUCCCUGCGAAAUGGACAUCAGAUUCAUUUCGGUCAGGUUGGCAAUGAAGUGAUUAUUAAAGCCCUUGCGAAGGGCUCUCGCCUACGGCUGGUUAAUCGACACUGUUUUGGGACUGGCGCCCAGGCUGAUCUCCCAUUUCCGCUAAUUUCGAAUUGUUUUCACUGGCUCGAUUUGAGAACCCAGCAAGUGGAAAUCAGACGAAGGAAGCACAGUUGGAUUCUGAAUCGUCCUGGUAACUGGGUGCUUGACGUGCGGACUCGUCAAGCCGCUCGCGGACAGGUCCGCCUGGUAGAUCCCCAUAGUCAUCUUUUUUCCGAAGUGGCUGCAAUUUUCCAAGAAUUCGAGGAUGUUGAGAAGUUGACCGUCUUUCAACCACGGGUCAGAAACCUCAGCGUGGAGUUGAAGCGCAUGGAUCUGGACUUCACGGUUAAUGCCAAAGGUCUCCUGGUGUGCCGGCAAUUACACGCCGAAAUCGACCCAGACCAAGAUGCUGGAACGUGGUAUGGUCUGCAGAGCAAGAUUAUCCUCCGUGACUCGGCCAAUCCCUUGCACCGAAGUGUGAUUGUUCCAAUUGGGCCAUUAUCCUACCGCCGUCAGGGACCGCAUGUACUGGUCAUGGCAUCGAAUGAUGGUAGAUAUGGUCGGUACCAGCUUGAUAGCGAGGUUGGCCGGCUGAAGUGCGAGCCCGAGCCACUGCUGGUAUAUACCAAAUCGCUGCUGCAUGCGUUCACUUCCUUUCCCCUCCCAGAUCCUCUCACAGGUCGGAGCGGCACCGAAGAGGCUCUCGCCUGUCUUACAGGCGCGAUGAGCCAACCCUGGAACUCACUAGGGCCUUCUCAGGCCGAACCGUUAAUUGCCCUGGCGCAGCUUACUCCAAAGCGAGACUACUACCCCAGAGAAAUGAAACGCCAGCAGAAAGUAUUCUGGGAUGAGAAUCUAACAGUUACGAUCCAACAUGAUCAAUAUCGCCCCCUUGUCGAGAGGAUGGCUGAGAAACUGAACAGGCUGGCCGUGUUUUCCCUGCAAGACCGCCCCUCCUGUUUCAAUCUAGAGCGCCGGGGUGUUCCAUACCUCACACAGAGAAGUUAUCUGCGCCGACGGAACUUUGGGAGAUCCGAACCUCGGCUGGAUUCAUUGUUUCCUGCUGCUCAAGAUCAACAAUAUGGUAGUCGUGACAAACGAACAAAGAGCUUGGGCUCUUCUCCAGUCUAUGAGGUGGCCCAACUGCUGCGGCACCCUCCAACGCGGAUAACAACCACUCCGUCAUUGGCGAAGUUCUUUGGCCAGGUCGAGUGGAUCACCGGAUACUCCGCCAAGUUUCAAAAAAGCUCAAUAAAUGAAUUAAUGAAGCUAAAUAUCCCCGCCGAAUGGGGGCAGCUGGUCCAUCUCUGCCGACAGUACCCCGCUGAACGGUACGAUAUCAUGUUUAAGCUUGCGAUCAUUGCCCUUGGCGACGAUGUGGAUAUGGGGCUUCUGCGUGUCUUGGUCGCAUUCUGUAUCCUGCCUAGUCUGCAGAGCCUUGACCUUCCAGCACAUGCCGAGUAUUCUGGGUUCCAGCUCCCACAGGAGGAGCUUUCCCCGGAAUCUAUCGUCAGAUGGAUUGAAAAGGGCUUCGGUUCCUCGGCGAGUACGUACAACAACGCCAGACUCCAGAAGAGGAUUCCGCAAUCAAUGUCAUUAGCACAGUAUACGCAACUCUUUGAAAAGGAGCGCCACGCCAUCACAGCUGAAAUCCGUGAGCAAUGGCCGUACAAGAAGCUUCAUUCCCUGGGCAUAUCCACCACAGUCAUUGAUAUCAACGGUGCCAUUGACUUAAUUGCCGAUGACGGGUUUCUUUGUCCCAUAAAGAACUCUGAAUUUGCACAAAGCCUUCGGGACAUUCAAACCAUUCUAGACCGACACGUCGGCUACUCAGUAGGUCCAUUUCCACUGGGAAUCAAGGCAAAUACAUCAAGAUACCCGGUUCCCCAUCGAUCCGAAGUGAUUCCGGAUAUAAGCAGCCUGCUUCUGAAGCCCGCACCACUCGAGGUUUGUUCCGUCAGGGAGCUUCAGAGGCCAGUCGUUAAUCGAGCCUCCUCUGAGAUUCGCGGCUCCGCGUCAUCUCGCUUGGUGAUGCAUGCUGGCGAUGAUACGCACUCGAAAGAAUCUUCUGCGCAUCGUGCAGAACUCAGGACCAUUAUUGACGAGUUGACCACAUCUCCUUCGACAGUGAGAAGAGAAUAUGGAGAAAACCUAAUGAGUAGCUUGGACUCUUUGGAGCGCGUGUGCACCAGAGAGCACUCCCCCGCGAGCAUUCCCACCGCACAGGAUACAAGAUCGGCAAUAGAGGGCGCGCGAAAUGCAACAAAGACGCAGCUACAAUCCAUCCGUGAUUUAUUAUCCAAGUCGGACAUGCGUCAUAAGUGGCUUUCGAUAGCCCAUCUCUGGCCAUGUUUGACCCCAGUGACUAUACUGGAGCAGCUACGCUCCUCCGCUCCGCGAUGCUUUGGGCGCAAUAUGAAGCAAGCAUUUGUAGCCUACGGGGUCUUGAUCACUCGUCUGCAGCAGGUCCUCCGAAUUCAUGAUGCGGUUAGGAAGGAAGAUGCGAAACGCUUCCGGGAAGAGCAUGAUAACGGCGGCCAUGAAAACUGGGACCCAGAGGAAUUUCCGGAUUGGCUCCUGAUGGAAAUCGAUGCGGGUAUCCUCAUUCGAAAGUCCCAGGUCGAUGUUGCGCGCGCCACCAUCUCUCCUGCUUCGGGGUCAAACUCUGUCCUCCAGAUGAACAUGGGUCAAGGGAAAACCUCGGUUGUAACGCCGAUUGUGCUCUGUGCUUUGGCAGAUGGGGGAAGGUUAGUCCGGCUGCUGGUCCCUGAGUCCCUCCUGUUACAAACGGCACAGACUCUCCAAGCCCGGCUGGGCGGCCUGGUUGGUCGCGAGGUACUUCACAUUCCAUUUGCUCGAAGGUCUCCAACCGAGGUGGACUCAAUCCGCGAGUAUCGAGCCCUUCACGAGGAGAUACGCCAACAAUGCGGCGUCAUCUUAACCCUGCCCCAGCAUGUUCUUUCCUUCAGGCUCAAUGGGUUCCAGUGCGUGGCCGAUUCUCGCCUUGAAUCGGCCAAGGCUAUUCUAUCGACCAGUGCCUGGAUGGGCAGCGUGUGUCGGGACGUCAUUGACGAAUGUGACUUCUCCUUGGCCGUGAAAACUCAGCUCAUCUAUCCCAGUGGGUCCCAGUUCCCUGUGGACGGCCAUCCGCAGCGCUGGAAGACUGCCCAUGUGCUCUUAAGUAUGAUCGAGGAGUCUUUGGCAGAGCUGGAGCAGGCCUUUCCCUCCAGCAUCGAGGUCGUACGACGGCCCCACGGCAGCUUCCCCAUUAUUCACAUUCUGCGUCCGGAUGUGGAGCAGAGAUUGCAUCAAAAGCUAGUGGACGAGUUGUGUUUCUCCGAGAGACAUCCCAUCUCUUUUCUGGGGGAUCACUGCGAUCUGCAGCUGGUGGGACAGUUCAUCUCUCAGACUACCGUUCAGGAGGGCACCGUAAUCCCGCUCCUAAAUCAAAGCUUUGGGGAGCAGCCGACCAAGUUGAAGACCCUAUUCCUUCUUCGCGGGUUGAUUGGUCAUGGAAUCCUUCUUCUAUGCCUCAAGAAGCGAUGGAACGUGCAGUAUGGACUGCACCCCGGCCGGAGUCCCAUCGCAGUUCCUUUCCUUGCCAAGGGGGUGCCGUCCGAGCAAGCAGAAUGGGGUCAUCCCGAUGUGGCCAUUGUUCUCACCUGUCUGGCCUUCUAUUAUAACGGGCUGUCUCAAGAGCAGCUUUCUCAAUGCUUCCGUGAUCUCUCCCAGUCGGACGACCCGCCCAGUCAAUAUAACAGUUGGAUAUCGCAUUCGGACAGCCUCCCUCCGUCCCUCCGGCAUUGGAACUUGAUCAAUGUUGAUGAUGACGUGCAGAUGCGAGACGUUUGGCAACAUCUGCGAUAUGUGACAGUCAUUAUCAACUACUUCCUCGAUCAUAACGUGUUUCCAGUCCAUGCCACCCAAUUUUCGCAAAGGCUGCAAAUGUCCGCGUGGGACCUGCCGCUAUUCAACGGGGACGACGGUGGACCAACCCAGAGCGACGCGCUCACUACGGGUUUCAGUGGAACGAAUGAUGACCGCUUCAUGCUUCCUCUCACGAUCCAACAGAAGGACCUCUCGGCCCUAUCCCAUACGAAUGCGGAGGUACUAACCUAUUUACUUCAUCCGCGCAAUCGAUCGUAUGAAGUGGCCGCGCACGGGAAUGGGAAACAUCUGACGGAGAUUGGACUCCUCCACAAACUCCAUAACAUGGGUAUCCGGACGCUGAUCGACGCCGGUGCCCAUAUCCUCGAGCUUAGCAACCGUGAUCUCGUGCGACAAUGGUUGUCCAUUGACCACCAAGCGCCGGCAGCUAUAUACUUUGACGCUGGGAAUAAACCGUGGGUGGUGGACCGAAAUGAGACCGAAGUGCCUCUUCUCGCGUCCUCCUUUGCAAAUGACUUGGGCAACUGCUUGGUCUAUUUAGAUGAGGCUCACACACGCGGCACCGAUCUAAAAUUCCCGCCGUCUACACAGGGCGCCCUAACCGUGAGCCUAGGGCAGACAAAGGACCAUACUGUGCAAGUACUAUUCCCACGGUUAGCUGCCAUGAGACUUCGUCAACUAGGAACAUCCCAGUCUAUCGUCUUCCUGGCGUCACCAGAGGCCCAUCAGAGCAUCCUAGACCACCGACGGAAGAUGCAUGGCCACAAAAUCAACUCGACCGAUGUUAUCUCUUGGCUGCUAGAGCAGACAUGCCGGAAUCAGGAGCAGCUCAAACCCUUGUAUUUGAACCAAGGAUAUGAUUUCUGCCGCCGAAUAGAUGCCCAAUCGAGCUAUGGGGGGUUUUUAACGGAUCCGAUGCAGCGACAGGCACUCAUGACAACCCUCAUGCAGCGAGAACACCAUGCACUAGAAGAGCUCUAUGCUCCCCAGUCGACCACCUCCUCUCGCGCGGCCGCAGAUCUUACAUUUAGGCAUGUCCAGAUCAUACAAUUUGCCGCAGCCUUAGACAGGCAUCGCCUUGGCUCGGAUCGACCGGUGGCCGCAUCGGCACUGGCUUUCGCCGAGGUUGAACAAGAACGGGAAUUGAUGACGCAGGUUCAGGACGUCCGCGAUAUCCAGCCCCCGGUACGUCUCCAGCAUUGCAUCUUCCCGGGACUUCAUGGAGCAAUCAAAGAAUUUGCGCUUCACGGACGCCUUGCCGGCUCGCAAGGGUACGAACCGGCAUUUACGGCGCUCCAGCGAACCGCCACGGGUCGAAAAUACGCGGUCCGAAAUGGUCAACAGUCUCGUCUGUAUGUCUCCAUGGAAUUUACGAGGACGGUUAAGAUACGGCGAGGCGAGUGGCUUGCAGACUUUUUGCGUCCUGUACACUGGAUCCUUUGGAGCCCUGGAACCGCAACAGCCCUUGUUAUCAUUCCCGAGGAAGUUGAGUGUUUGAUUCCAUUGAUUACGGCCCAGCCGAAACCAGUCACACACUUAUUGGUAUACGCGGCUCCUGUCACCAAGGAGAUGAUCCAUUUUAACUCCCUGGGAUAUUAUGCUUUCCCAGCGCUUCCGCCGGGUCAUCAGUUCCCAGCUCUUCUCCUCAUUGAACUAGGUAUUCUGGCGGGCCGCCUAUUUUUCUCGUAUGAGGAUUAUACGGCGAUUCUGAAAUACCUCGGACAAGAACCGAUUUCGGGGGUGAAAUCAAACGGUAAUGCUCUUAGCUCCUAUACACAGAAUGCAGGCUCCAUAGCCCAUGACGCCCUGGGUUUUCUUCAGGAGUGGCUAUCAAUGACCAGGAAAGGUCGAGAAUUCGGACACACCCCGAUGGGGUAUAUUUGUCGCAAUCGACAACUGGAAAGAAGCCAUGCCCUUUUUGCGGAUGGGAGAGUGGAUGAUGUUACUGCGGACACGCCGCCAGCUCUCUCUGCGGAAUCGUUCGACAGCGGGGGAGAGGAGUCUCUCAGUCUGUAA
Aspergillus ochraceoroseus IBT 24754 is the source of this 9399-nucleotide messenger RNA. RefSeq lists its product as uncharacterized. The record is from RefSeq and is a predicted model, not a curated record. Lineage: Eukaryota; Fungi; Ascomycota; Eurotiomycetes; Eurotiales; Aspergillaceae. Bases 1 to 9399 code for a protein of 3132 amino acids. The transcript is spliced from 5 exons.